Molecule: messenger RNA, 2286 nt
Organism: Penicillium cataractarum
Lineage: Eukaryota; Fungi; Ascomycota; Eurotiomycetes; Eurotiales; Aspergillaceae
Product: alpha-1,2-mannosidase family protein
Exons: 5
Coding region: 1-2286 (761 amino acids)
Biological process (GO): protein quality control for misfolded or incompletely synthesized proteins; protein deglycosylation; carbohydrate metabolic process
Cellular component (GO): cytosol; nucleus
Molecular function (GO): carbohydrate binding; peptide-N4-(N-acetyl-beta-glucosaminyl)asparagine amidase activity
Source: RefSeq, a predicted model, not a curated record
AUGAAGUCCUUCAAGAUGCUGACCGGCCUCACUUUGCUGGCAUUGUCUGCGGCGGAAGACUUGACCAAGCAUGUCGAUGUCUUCAUGGGGACACAAAGCGGGGGCAAUGAUUUCCCCGGAGCAGCAAGACCCUUUGGAAUGGUCAAACUGGGCCCUGAUCUGCUCCAAUCCGGAACAGAUUCAUACGCGGGAUAUCUACCGAAUGGCAAGUUCUCUGGCUUCAGUUUGAUGCACGAGCAAGGUACCGGAGGUGCUCCCAAGUACGGCACUGUCUCGCAGCUGCCACUGGUAGGUAACAUCACUGAUCCUCUAUCCAACAUCACUGUUGCUCGGUCUGGAACCGACCAAGGCUCUGUUGGAUACUACAAAGCCGAGACAGCAGAUGGUGUCGAGGUUGAGCUGAGUGCUGCUGCUCGAGCUGGAAUCUACCGGUAUACCUUCCCAAGUGAAUCGGAGAAGAAUAUCCUGGUAGAUGUCUCGCAUGUGUUGCCAUCUUUCCGCGGCCAGGGACUUGGACAGAACUAUGAAGGUGGAAACUUGACCAUCUUUGGGGAUGGCCAUUAUGAAGGUCUUGGAACCUACAAUAAUGGAUGGAAUGAGGCUCCCAAUUGGACUAUCUAUUUCUGUGGCUACUUCGAAUCCGAUGCAACAAGCAACAAAACAUACGUUGCAACGGGUGCGGCCCCAAGCAUUGAGAAGAUGGGUGGCUCAGUCUCAUCCACUUCAAAUUCCACUCGAGUCGGUGCACUCUUCACCUUCAAUGAAGAAGAAGUGAUUUCUCGUGUUGGAAUUUCAUGGAUAUCCCCAGAGCAAGCCUGCGACAAUGUGAACCGGGAGAUUCCAGCCGGCACGAGCUUUGCUACUGUUGUCAACGACGCCGUUUCUGAAUGGAAUGAGAAGGUUUUGUCCAAGAUCACCACGACUAACACCAAUGACACCAGCCUCAGUCUGCUAUACACCUCCCUCUACUUCAUGCACCUGAUCCCCACGAAUCAAACUGGCGAGAAUCCCGGCUGGGAGUCAGAUGAGCCGUAUUAUCAAGACAUUUUCACAUUCUGGGAUCUAUUCCGUUGCUCCACAUCCCUCAUGCAAGUCCUCCAGCCAACUGCCUACGAGGAGCAAAUCCGGUCUCUGAUCGACAUCUGGCGACACGACGGCUACCUUCCCGACGCACGGUCAUCCAACUAUAACGGCCGCUCGCAAGGUGGUUCCAAUGCCGACAACGUUCUCGCCGACGCCUACGUCAAAGGUGUCCGCGGGUCUGUCAACUGGGAAGAUGGCUAUAAAGCCAUGGUCAAAGACGCCGAAGUCACGCCCGCAAAUAACCCCGUCGACCCCAUGGCGCCAGACUCGUCAACACACGAGGGUCGCGGCGCAUUGCCCGACUGGCUCAGCCUUGGAUACAUCACGCCGACGUACAGUCGUGCCGUUAGCAGGGCUGUCGAGUAUGCGGCUAAUGACUUUAGUCUGUACCAGGUUGCGUCUGGGCUGAAGAAAGAGCAGGAUGCGAAGAAGUAUCUCAAUCGGUCUCGCAACUGGCGUAACCAUUGGAAUCCUAAGCAGACUUCGCUCGGAUUCUCGGGUUUUGUCGUCCCAAGGAAUACUACCGGUUUCAUUGAGACUGAUCCGUUGAAAGACAGUGGCUACUGGGGAGAUCCGUACUAUGAAGCGAGCUCUUGGGCUUAUUCCUGGGCGGAUGUGCAUGAUAUGCAGCAUCUGAUCAAGUUGAUGGGAGGCGCGGACACGGUGGUCAACCGACUGAAUACCAUGUUCACCGAGGGUGCUAGUGGAUCAAGUGGGAUUAUCUUCGAUGCCACCAAUGAGCCAAUGUUCAACAUCCCUUACCUUUACAACUAUGUUGGUCGCCAGGACCUGUCUGUAUUGCAAUCGCGGAAAGUCGCCAAAAGUGACUAUACCACUGGCGUGUCAGGCCUCCCAGGUAACAGCGACGCCGGAGCAAUGCAGACCUGGCUGCUGUGGAAUAUGAUCGGUCUGUACCCGAUCACCGGACAGACUACAUUCCUCAUCCAUUCGCCAUGGUUCGCGUCAAUGACUAUCGAUCUUGGCGGUAACAAGAAAUUGAUAGUCACCUCGACGGGUGGUGAUGGCAAUGGUGAUGAGGACUUUUACGUGCAAGGUUUGAAAGUAAACAGCAAGCCGUGGAAGAAGAACUGGCUGACCUGGGAUGAUAUUUUCGCCAAUGGAGGCACACUUGAGUUUGAACUAGGUUCGACGGCCGUGAACUGGACGACGGGCGAGUUGCCACCGAGUCCAGCAUCGGAGUAG